AUGAGUAAUAAAUGCUUUUUUUUCUUUCUCUUUUAUAGAGUAUUGUGUAUAUGUGGGAAUCAAACACAUAUAGCAACAGGUAGUCUUGAUCGAAGAAUUAACAUUUGGUUAUUAAAUGAUGGAACAUUAUUUCAAACAUUAGUUGGUCAUAUAAAAGGUGUUUGGGCAUUGAAGUUUCUUUCAUCAGCAAUUUUAAUUAGUGGAUCAUAUGAUGCAACAAUCAAAAUUUGGAAUAUUAAUACUAGUAUUUGCUUACGUACUCUCUUGUCACAUAAAGGUCCUGUUUGGUCAUUAGCAUGUUCAGAUAUAUUUUGUUUAUCUGGAUCUCAAGAUCGAACUGCUCGUUUAUGGCUUUUACCUAAAUGUGAACUUCAUGCAACGUUAACCGGUCAUACAUCAAGUGUAUUUGGUGUUGAUCUCAAUCAAGAACAAAAUCUUUGUGCAACAUCUUCAGCUGAUAAAACAGUUCGAAUAUGGUCAUUAACUACACAUCGAUGUGUAAAAAUUUUACAUGCUUCAACAGAUGAAUAUAUAAUGAGUGUUUCACUUCAACAUGGUUUUAUAGCUUAUUCGUUUGGUGUUCAUAUUCUAAUCUAUCGAAUUAAUAUAACAGAACUUCGAUUAUGUACUGCUCAAAAACUAAUGGAAACACAAGAACAUCGAGGACGAAUUGAAAGUGUUCAGUUAUUAUUAUUAAGUGAUGAAGACAAACAACCAUCACUAGUAUCUACUGGUCAUGAUGGUUUAAUUAAAUAUUGGGAUUUAAAAAAUGUUACAAGUCGGCAUACAUUUAAUGCACAAAAUGAUAGUGUUGUUAAAAUAAAUUGUAUAUAUGCUGAUCGAACCCAUAUUGCUUCUGUUGGUGAUGAUUGUUUAGUGAAAAUUUUAGAUUUCGCAACACGACCACAUCAAAAAUAA
This is a messenger RNA of Adineta steineri, 918 nucleotides long. The record is from the annotation of a GenBank genome assembly. NCBI's taxonomy places the organism in Eukaryota, Metazoa, Rotifera, Eurotatoria, Adinetida, Adinetidae.